Molecule: messenger RNA, 1802 nt
Organism: Ictidomys tridecemlineatus (thirteen-lined ground squirrel)
Lineage: Eukaryota; Metazoa; Chordata; Mammalia; Rodentia; Sciuridae
Product: transmembrane protein 45A
Source: RefSeq, a predicted model, not a curated record
CUUGGGCCUCCAGCAGUAGCAGAUAUCAUCCUGUCCACCUUCAGGGUGGAAGGACAGAUGGCCCGCUCGCCUAGCGGAGAGGAGGAGAGCGCGCAUACACCGGGCUUGCCGUGUGCGGACGAUCAGAGCACUGGGAAGAAGGAAUUCUAGCUGAGUGUGGUAGCGCAUGCCUGUAAUCCCAGCAGAUCGGGAGGCUGAAGCAGAGGAUCAAAGCCAGCCCCAGCAAAAGUGAGGUGCUAAGCAACUCAAAUACAUGAGGAUGCGGUAUGAAGGCAGCCAUCUGUAAGUAAAGAGUGCUCAUCAGGACCUCAGUCAGCAAGAACCCUGAUCCUGGACUUCCUUAUCUUCAGAACUUUCUUUUUAGGCAUACAUGACGACGGACACAACGUCUUUGUUUGUAUGUGGUGCUAAGGAUCAAACCCGGGCCGCACGCAUGGCAGAAUAUUUUCGGCAUUAACUAAGAAACAAAGGCUAACAUUAGCUGCUUCUGUGUUAUCCCUGCUACCUCAAUCCUAAAGUGCUUGAUCUACUGACACCAACCAGGAUGAAUGGCUCAGAAGGUAAAAUUGGACGGAAACACUUACAGGUCUUCGGGGAUUUCCCAGGUCAUGCCCUCCCUGGAGUCUUCUUCUUUGUCUUCGGUCUUUGGUGGAGUACAAAGAGUAUUUUGAAGUAUGUCUGCAAAAAGCAUAAGCAGACCUGCUACCUUGGAUCCAAAGCAUUAUUCCAGCGAUUAGAAUUUUUGGAGGGAAUUGCAAUAGUUACCGUGACAUUGAUUGGUAUAAUUAGUCUACAGUUUUUUGCUGAAGGGCCCCACCUGAUCAUACACAACGAAAUCCCAUGGAAACGAGUGCUGCGUUUGCAACACUUGACCCUAUAUUCCUUCUUUGGACUGCUGGGUGUGGCCUGCAUCUUAUGUUCCACCGUCAGUUCAAUUCCAGUCUCCUUAAUCAAGUUAAUGAUGUCAAAUGCCUUCUUUGUGGAGUCUUUUAUCUUCUACAACCACACUCAUGGCCGGGAAAUGCUGGACAUCUUUGUGCACCAGCUGCUGGUCCUCGUCAGCUUUUUGACAGGCCUGAUGGCCUUUAUCGAGUUCCUCACACAGAAAAAUAUACUUCUGGAGCUCCUGCGGUCAAGCUUCGUCCUGCUACAGGGAUGCUGGUUCUGGCAGAUUGGUUUUGUCCUGUUUCCCCCUGGUGGACGUACUGCAUGGGAUCUGCUAGAUCAUAACAACAUCAUGCUUCUUGCCGUAGGCAUUUGUUGGCUUUACGCAUUGGCCUUCAUUGUCAUUGGAGCGAAUUAUGCUUUUAUCACCUGGUUGGUGAAAUCUAGACUUAAAAAACAGUGCCCUUCAGAAGUUGGACUCCUAAAAAAUGUUGAACAAGAACAAGAAUCAGAAGAGGAGAUGUGAUUUUUGAUGGUAAUUUAGUCUAUCUAGAUAAACCUAUUCACUUUUGCAUUGUCUUUGCUCAUGGUUUUGUUUCUUGACCUUUUAUUGGAGAUCAACAGGCAGAGGAUUUUAAUUUAGUUAAAGUUUGGGAGUUUUAAUACUUUAACUUUGAAAAUACUUUGGGUGGUAAGUUCAUUUGUACAUCAUGCACAUGAUGGUAUUCAGGGACUAGAGUGACUUUUCUCACAUCAUGUAUCAUUUGAUGUCCAUAAUAUGAAACAUACUGGCUUUAUUUGCUUGUGGAUAUGUUCAGGGUUCCUUUCUUGCUACCAUUUCUAACUCAUUGAACAAAGAACUAUAAAUGUUUAUCUUGUUUCUGCAAUGAGAAAUAAAUAAAUGCAUGUACCUCAAA